Messenger RNA from Salmo salar (Atlantic salmon), 1344 nucleotides. RefSeq names its product claudin 18 (gene cldn18). The record is from RefSeq and is a predicted model, not a curated record. Lineage: Eukaryota; Metazoa; Chordata; Actinopteri; Salmoniformes; Salmonidae. Gene Ontology annotation, cellular component: membrane; bicellular tight junction. Gene Ontology annotation, molecular function: structural molecule activity.
AUGCUCGCCAUGCCGUGCUAUAAUGGGGUUGUCUUAGCUAAAGUGAUUCAGACCUCUUUAUUUACUCCUGCCCAACAACGGUUGGCUCAGAUGAAAGGUACCUGGUGCACCUGUCUCCACUGUGCCCACAUCUCUGAUGAGAAACCAAACAGGAGCGUGCAUGUGAGCGUGAACGUGCACAUGGUCAACCGCCCACGCCACAUCACACGGCGGGGCGAAACCUCAGCAACCCCACCCUACUCCACAUUAGUUCCACCACCGCCCUUUCGCCUUCCCCCUCUCUCACCCUUCUACAUCCCUGUCCUACACACACACAUUUCACUCACACUUCACACUCAGGAAAGUAUGGCCACUGCACUCCAGACGGGUGGAUUCGUCCUGGGCCUGCUCGGUGCGGCUGCCAUCAUCGUCGCCACGGGGAUGAACAACUGGAGCGUCAAGGACCGUCAGGGGGACGUGGUGACCUCGGUGUACACCUAUAAGGGCCUGUGGCAGAACUGUGAGGUGGGCACCUCAGGCUUCACUGAGUGCCGGCCCCUCUACGGCCUCCUGGGCUUCUCAGGUACCUUUCAGGCAGUGAGAGCACUGAUGAUUGUGGGCAUUGUUCUGGGUGUAAUAGGGGCCAUGAUAGCCCUGUUCUCCCUCAAGUGCCUUAAAAUGGGCAGCAUGGAAGAUUCCUCCAAAGCCAAGAUGACCCUUACAGCGGGGGUCAUGUUCAUCAUUGCAGGGAUUUGUGCUAUUGCUGGAGCUUCAAUCUAUGCUAACCAAAUCGUGGCUAGUUUCAUGAUGACCACCUACAACCCCAAUUAUGGAGGAGGGAUGGGACAGGGCAUGGGGAUUGGUGGUAUGGGAGGAGGAAAUAUGAUGCCGAGGUACACGUUUGGCCCCGCCCUAUUUGUUGCCUGGAUAGGAGCAGCUUUGCUCUUAUUGGGCGGGAUUCUGAAGUGUGUUGCCUUCAGGGGACUACAACCAGACAAGUCAACCUACACAGGAGUUGCUUACAAAGUCCCCCAAACCCAGAACAGGCCAGUCUAUGAUGACCACCAUGCAGAGGAUGGGAAGAGAGACAACCAAAAAUAUGUAUAAUUUCUGUAUCAAUAAAUUUGAUUCUGCAUUAAGAAGCAUGUAUUUAAAUGUUGCUUCAGAAUAUAGUGCUCCAUUUUCAUAUACGCUUCCUAGAUUCAUUUGAAGAGUUUCAAAACAUUUUACUGCAUGUUAUUUAAAAAUGUGUAUUCUGUUGUGGUUGAUAGUGGGCUCCAUUUUAUACUGCCAGUAACUGUUUUAGUUUCACGUGGUCUUGGGUAAUGUGUUAUUGCUCUUUUGUCAAUAAACCAUUAAUGUAAA